Athalia rosae (coleseed sawfly) is the source of this 1554-nucleotide messenger RNA. RefSeq names its product CD82 antigen-like. NCBI's taxonomy places the organism in Eukaryota, Metazoa, Arthropoda, Insecta, Hymenoptera, Athaliidae. The transcript is spliced from 6 exons. The coding region runs from base 527 to 1465 and encodes 312 amino acids. Gene Ontology annotation, cellular component: membrane. The record is from RefSeq and is a predicted model, not a curated record.
CCGUGCCCGCAGACGUACCGAGACCCCCUUCGAGCCCCACUCCUUCCUUCCUGUAUCCGGUAUGUCGCGCUCGAAGGAUCGCGCACCCGCAGGCUCUGGUGGUAGAACUACCUCGGUUUCAGUGGUGCAUUGGCUUUUCACGAGUGUCCGAGUUUCCAGUGCCCGGUAUUCUGCUGGUGGUCAGUUUAUUCCGUAGCAAAAAAAAAAAAAAAGAAAAAACUGCAAAACUUUGCACCUGACCGUCACGUGUACAUAUAGAGUUCAUUGGUCCUACUUACAAGCUCUCCGAUUAUCCUUCCAUACGAAUCGGUCGAUGAGAUAAAAGAUGUGCGUUUGAAUUUGAAGGUCAAAUCCCCGUCCGUAUCACAGACAAUGGGUAUCGUUGAGGAUAACUCGAAACCCUAGUCAUUGGACUUUCGGACCAGAGAAAUUUUCCGCAAAUUCAAAGUUCGCGGUAUAAAAAUCAACGGUGCGGGAAUUAUGAUCAUUGGAUAUAUUUGAAAAUUGCUCUCGCCGCGCCCGCACGAUGAAGACAAAAUCUCUAAGCGCGUCCCGGGCAUUUUUGUGCUGCUCGAAUAUUAUAUUCUUGAUUUCAGGAUUCGUUCUUAUUUCUCUGGGAGCACUUUUGCUCGCGGAUGGCGAACGAGUUCUGCUAUCUCGUCUGCUCGGUCCAGGCGACACCACCCCUGAACAGCCGCUUUUUUACUAUCUCGCUUUCGCCAUCGUAGCGGUGGGAUUUUUGAUGGCCGCAACUGGUCUUCUGGGAUGCUGGGUAUCUUGCCUGUACAAUCACUGCAUUACCGCAACUUAUGUGGUCCUGAUAAUUUUGCUCCUACUCGGAGAAUGCACCGUCUGCGUUCUGGCCGUAUUCUGGCCUCACGUUCUCGGUGUGGAUGUCAGGACGACACGUCUCGUACGUGCACUUCAACGGAGUUACGCGGUACCCGGAAAAGAACAAUUCACAGCUGCCCUGGAUCUGGCGCAAACUUCGUUCUCCUGUUGCGGCAUCAACGGGAGCAGUAACUACGGUACUUCUUGGUGGCGUCUGCAAGAAGUUGGUCGUCGCGACUUGGUCGUUCCUCUAAGUUGUUGCACGUUGAACAACACGUUGCAAUUCGACUCAUUUUUGAAUCCUGAACCGACUAAUUUGACUCUGUGCCAAACUUUGAAUCCUGCCGAACAUCAGCACGCGCGGCACACCCAGGGAUGCAUCGGGCUGAUUGAAAAAUGGACUCAGGAUCAAGCGCUCAUUUUACUUGGAGUCGGACUGGCGGUAGUACUCGUAGAAUUGUGCGCCUUGCUCAGCACUCUUCUCGCCUGUUCCAAACUUCAGAAAGAAAAUCAGCCCCAACCAUCGACCUUCACUUCUACCCAGACUCUAGGGCCAUUCAACGAAGCUGAUCACGACUAUGGAAUCGAGAACAGGAUGCACAUGACGGGGACGACUUUUGGUGCGAAAUCAUGAAGGCGGCUAGGGGACAGCGAGACGCACGGGAAGUACAGAACGGAGGGGGUGCAAACGGAUCCAGAGGAGAACGUGAUUGGUAACAAAAA